Messenger RNA from Botrytis porri, 1102 nucleotides. RefSeq lists its product as uncharacterized. The coding region runs from base 325 to 780 and encodes 151 amino acids. The transcript is spliced from 2 exons. Lineage: Eukaryota; Fungi; Ascomycota; Leotiomycetes; Helotiales; Sclerotiniaceae. The record is from RefSeq and is a predicted model, not a curated record.
GGAUACCGUCAUAAAUACAGAUUCUCAAAUACGGAACAAAUUUAAACGUUAUUAUUUUAGAUAUAUUAUUACAGUCAUACCAUCGAGUACUACCAGAGGAUCUCCCUUUUCACAUCGCACAAUACACCAACGGGAGAGGACCCCAUCCUUCCCCCUGUCGAUCGCACUAAGUACUUGGUACAUACUGUGAUUCUUUAUCACAUUCUGUUUGCAUAUUCCAAGGGCCAUUGCAUGCUCUCAACGGAUGAUCGCAUAAUUCCACACAAUCACGACCCUUGGUCCCAGUUGUUUGAAAUCUCACUGUGAAUCUAAAGUCCUGUUAAAAUGUUUUGUCUUCGAAGUUGGCUUCCACUCCUCUUCAUUCCUACGAAUGCAUCUCCAAUCUUCAUCUUCCUCUUCUUCAUCUGCACCUACUUUCUCAAUCGCCCCUGCGUUUACUGUUCAAUUCUCCUACUCAUCCUCUUCGCCUCCUCCUGUCACUGGGCCGAUCACUGUUUCUUCGACUUUAGUAGUAACUGGUUCUUACCUCGUUCCUCAUCCUAUUCUUCCGCAGAGAUAAACAAUCAAACAGCCCUCUCGAACGAAACUAUAGACAAUGUUUUAAUGUAUGCCGGAGCUUUCAAUAAGACCGCAAUAGCAUUAGCAGGCACAGCAUUAGAAGAUGCGAAGAGAAAUCUGGCCAGCAGAGAAUGGACGGGUAUUGGAGUCGAAUGGUUGAGAAAUUUACUGGGGAAGAGAGAGUGGAGGUUGGAGUGUGUGGAUGUGUAUAUCAGGCUCUGAUGUCUCCAACUUCUUCACUGAAAUAUAAAGGGAGAGGAUGGUAACAUCAUGUUCGGAGGUAUAAUGGAAACUAGACUGUUUAUAUUUACAAUACUUUGAGGAGUCGUGGGAAAGAAACAUAGCGGUAUUAUCAUGGGAAAGAAAGCUCAUGUGGGUCUGCCAUGAGGAUGGCACUGGUCCGGUUUACAUUUUGGGAUUCGGAUUAUUUGGCAUAGGUCAUCGGAGCGAGGUGUUGGUAACUUGUAUACUUAUAUAAGAUUCAGUGGGCGUCUUGUACAAGCGUAUUUUGAUAUUGCAAAUUAUUUCGACAAGUCACAUAACA